Molecule: messenger RNA, 3214 nt
Organism: Pseudophryne corroboree (corroboree frog)
Lineage: Eukaryota; Metazoa; Chordata; Amphibia; Anura; Myobatrachidae
Gene: IBA57
Product: iron-sulfur cluster assembly factor IBA57
Exons: 3
Coding region: 65-1036 (323 amino acids)
Biological process (GO): iron-sulfur cluster assembly
Cellular component (GO): mitochondrial matrix
Molecular function (GO): protein binding
Source: RefSeq, a predicted model, not a curated record
UAUCACGUGACUGAGGUGACGACACGGGCUGCAGAGCGUCUUGUGAGACGCCCUCUACCCGGUCAUGGCGCGGCCGCGGCUUCUCUCCCUCCUGCUCCGGCCGUGGCUCCGCCGCCGCCUCCUCAGCGCCACCUGCUACCCCUUGGCCGAGCACCGGGGGCUGCUCCGGCUCCGCGGCCACCAGGCACCAACCUUCCUGCAGGGACUGAUGUCGAACGACACCGAGCGGCUAAAGGACGGCGCCGUGUACGCGCACCUGAUCAACGUGCAGGGGCGGAGCCUCUUUGACGUUCUGAUGUACAGGCUCCCGGGGGAACAGGACGGCCAGUCUGACGUUCUCCUGGAGUGUGACGUUUCGGCGAUGGAGCCGAUCCAGAAACAUCUGCAGGUGUAUAACUUUCGGAAGAAGGUGGAAGUGUCUCCGUGCCCCCAGCUGUCCGUGUGGGCCGUGAUCCCAAGGCAGGAGGCACAGGAUACCCUUGACGAAAACUUGCCUCACCCGACCGUACUGUGUACCCCCGACCCCAGAGUGCCCGUUAUGGGUUGGAGAGUGGUGGCAGAGGCUGGUGGGAAUGUUGCGGACCUCCUGCCUGGAACUCGGAUGGGGAGCUUCCAGGAAUAUUGCAAGUAUAGAUAUGAAUACGGAAUUCCGGAGGGCGUGAAAGACAUUCCUCCCGGCGUCGCUUUGCCGCUGGAAUCCAACUUGGUCUACAUGAACGGAAUCAGUUUCUCCAAAGGCUGCUACCUUGGCCAGGAAUUAACCGCCCGGACUCAUCACACCGGCGUUAUCCGCAAACGCCUGGUGCCUGUGCGCCUGUCAUCUCCAUUACCAGCCAGGGCCGAGGGGCUGGAGAUUGUCACCGCGUCGGGGAAAUCUGCCGGCAAGUACAGGGCCGGUGUGGAGGAUACGGGACUUGCACUGCUCAGGCUGGCACAUGUCGGAGAGGAACUCCGGAUAAAUACAGUCAACAUGGGUGCGGUGAGCGUGAAGGCCUCUGUGCCCACGUGGUGGCCUAGGUCUGGUGAUAGUUCAUAAGUAAACGUUACCUGCCGGGACUGAUGUAACAUCGCGCUAACACAGCUCACCAGCUGAUUGUCAGAGUAUUACGCUCCAUUGUAUUGCCAAAGGCCAAGCUCUCGUCCUUUAUUAGGCGUCCUGCUGGUGCCUGCGCGUCGACGUGGGAAUGACACUAUAUACAGCAUCUAUAUCUCGCACUACGUAAGCUAUGCACAGGGCGUGACAUCAAAUUGCUGGUAACGUAAAGUUAUGGGUUAUUCAGGUUUGUUAGCAAACUGGAAAAGUUAGCAACUGGAUAAACCAUGGCCCUCAUUCCGAGUUGAUCGGUCGCAAGGCGAAUUUAGCAGAGUUACACACGCUAAGCCGCCGCCUACUGGGAGUGAAUCUUAGCUUCUUAAAAUUGCGACCGAUGUAUUCGCAAUAUUGCGAUUACUAACUACUUAGCAGUUUCAGAGUAGCUUCAGACUUACUCUGCCUGUGCGAUCAGUUCAGUGCUUGUCGUUCCUGGUUGACGUCACAAACACACCCAGCGUUCGCCCAGGCACUCCCACCGUUUCUCCGGCCACUCCUGCGUUUUUUCCGGAAACGGUAGCGUUUUCAGCCACACGCCCCUGAAACGCCGUGUUUCCGCCCAGUAACACCCAUUUCCUGUCAAUCACAUUACGAUCGCCGGAGCGAAGAAAAAGCCGUGAGUAAAAUUACUUUCUACAUAGCAAAGUUACUUGGCGCAGUCGCAGUGCGAACAUUGCGCAUGCGUACUAAGCGGAUUUUCAUUGCGAUGCGAUGAAAAAUACCGAGCGAACAACUCGGAAUGAGGGCCCAUGUGCACUGCAGGUGGGGCAGGUGUAACAUGUGCAGAGAGAGUUAGCUUUGGGUAGGUUAUAUUGUUUCUGUGCAGGGUAAAUACUGUCUGCUUUAUUUUUACACUGCAAUUUAGAUUUCAUUUUGAACACACCCCACCCAAAUCUAACUCUCUCUGCACAUGUUACAUCUGCCCCACCUGCAGUGCAGCAUGGUUCUUGCCAAGUUGCUUGCUUUUUUGGUAUGCUAACAAACCUGAAUAAUCCCCAAAGUCCGCUUUUUAAUUUCUGGCACCCAGUUGGUUAUAAGACGAUCUGCAAACAUUUUGUAGUGAAUGUUUUGCUGCCUUAUGGUGGAAAACGGCAAAUUGGUAACAAUAAAAACUUCCAACAGUGUUAUAUGGUCACGUCUCCACCACAAAGCAUCAUACGUGAUGUAUAGUCCAUUGUCUUAUGAUCACCUCGGCUGCGGGUAGUAUUUAAAAUAGACGUGUCAACUACUUUUAAAUAACUCCUGAACAAAACAUCUCAGAGGCCUGUUUCAUUGUGUCCAUGUAAAGGCAUUACCGGAAUCUCUUCUUCAUUUCCUAUGCAGCAAAUAGGAGGGGGUUCCAGGUGAUCCCUCUCCUGUUACCGGAGAUGGCUCAUAGCCCAGAAAGAGCUCAAUUUUCCCAUAUCUCUUCUAUAUAGCUCCAUAGAUUUAUACUACUGAACUAUGGACCUAGCUAUUGCAGAACCCCGUUCCCAGUGAUAUGGCUAUAUUUAGGGUACCCCUCCUACCGCCCCUGCUCUGCAUUGAAAAGGCCGCAACGCUGAGUGGGGACCCGGAGAUUAGAGCCGCAUUGUCCGACUGCAGUGUCCUCUAGCAGUAGUGUGAGUGGGUCCUGGAAAGGGGGGACCCAUCUACUUUAUAGAAUGGGAGCACGUUGUAGGCACAGAGAAGGCGUUCAUAUUGCGGACAGAACCGGUAUUUCUGAGAACGAAGCUCCUCUCUUAGGAACAAGUGACAUCAUUAAGCCGCUAAUAGUGAUAGGACAAUUGAUUUGUUCAAAGAAGCUGCUUCCGUUGUACUUAGAGAAGAGAAAUGGGAAUUAUAGUGCUCAGAGCUCCCCUGGAAAGCAUAGUGCAGUGUGAAACGCACAAUGUAAAAAUGGCUGCUUCCCUGGUGUAUCACACCUGUGACUCUAAACACACACUCACACAUCUGGAAUGUUCCGUCCUGCUGAUACUAAUUGUUACAUACUUUCAGAGAGUCUUGUUUUUCAUUACCUAUUUUUUGUAUUUAAGUGAAUAUAUGAAUAAUUAUUUUCUGAACUGUUGAUGGAAGUCAUAAGACAAAAUAAAGUUUUCAAGCUGCAUUGAAAAAUAUAUAAAAUAAAGCUGAAUAUGCAAGUGA